Aspergillus clavatus NRRL 1 is the source of this 681-nucleotide messenger RNA. RefSeq lists its product as uncharacterized. The record is from RefSeq and is a predicted model, not a curated record. The transcript has a single exon. NCBI's taxonomy places the organism in Eukaryota, Fungi, Ascomycota, Eurotiomycetes, Eurotiales, Aspergillaceae. The coding region runs from base 1 to 681 and encodes 226 amino acids.
AUGCAUCCCACAAGCGUAAGACGCCGUUCAUCCAGCCAUCUAUCCACGUCCAACAAAUCUAACAUCACCCAGUUCCUCGCCCUUCUUCCCCUCCUCACACAUACACCACUCGUCUCGGCCCUGACAACCGCCCGCCUCUGGGCCCAAUUCUACCCCCGGUGCCCGUCCACCCCAUCCUACCCCUUCGACGGCCACAAGCUACACGAGGAAUACAUUUCCGCCGUGAACAUCUACCCGGAUACCUGCGCCAGCGUCUUCGUCCCGCUCUCCUACGCCCCGGAAGUAACGCACCUCUCCAUCGCCGCAGAGCUCGCCGAGCCCGGGACCAAAUGCACCAUUGCCGUGCAUGAGGUGCCGGGGUGCGUGGACCAGCCGCUGAUCGAGGAGGAGGUGCGUCGGGGCGUCGGACUCAGCGCGUGCAAGGCGCGGAACUUCAUCUCGUAUAACCAGGUCUGGGUGAAGAUGGAGUGUGUGGAGGACAACGACGAGGAGGAGAGUGAGAGUGAUAGUCAGGAGCAGCCGGUGCCGUCGCGGAGACCGGUGCAUCACGAUGGGUUGCACCUGCUUGCUAACAAGACGAUGGCGGUGGCGAACCAGACGGCUCCUUCUGCGAAUCAGACGAUUGCGGGUUACGGUGGUCGUGGGAACCUGCUGCGAAGGGUUUUGCGGAACCGGUCAUAA